GAGUAAUAAACUCCGGGGGUACAUGAACCUCGCCACGUCCACCGCCGCAGUCUGGCCACUGGUGUAGAGGUUCUUCGCAAUGUUCGAGGAAGGUCAGCUGCCAAUCGGCGAUAGCAAGAUCCCGCUUGAUAUGUCGGGGAGGAUGGAGGGGCGCCUGACGGAUCCGUACAGCGAUGAGAUCAAGGGACAAAGAUCGUUGUACCACUGCAUAUAUGCGAGAGAUGGUCCCAAAGGCUCCACCGUCUCCUGGAAGGAUUUGUGUCCUUCGUACUUCAAAAACUUCGGGGACAUGAUAUGCCACGAGAGAGAAGUCGCGCUACUCCUGCUCAUGAAGGAGAAAUUGAUGGCAACAAAUGUCAAAGUCACGCCUCUGAGGGUGAACACAGAGUGUCUCCUCGACAUAAUGCGCAAAGAGAGAUACAUGGUCCGCAUGUUCAACUAUGUCGUGUUCCGCACCGAUGGAAGGGCAGAUGACGAAUGGAACGACAACUUCUUCAUGUCAUACAAGGACCAGGAAGAGAGGUAUGCGCCGAACGGGCUACGCGCAGCUGAAUGGGAGAAGGAACGGGAGAAGCUUCAUAGCAACAAAGCGAAGACGGUCCCUCGUCGACUUGGAGGAGUGGAGGAGGCAAGGCAAGGUACGGGCUUGGGGCCUACUGAAGUAAUGUACAAGGAGGCUCCGUUUCGCUUCAAGGUGUUCAUAUACACCGUCAUCGAUAAGCUCGAUUUGCUUCGAGCGAAUGUGAAACGGAUCGCCUCCAGUACACGUCAUCUUGUCUGGGACAAACUCGGCAGGCAGACCACAUUGCUUCUUGUGUGCAUGCGGUCAAAGGAGGUUAUGGCAGCGCCCGACGACAUCGUCGCCUCUGCGCAAAAAAUGGCAUGUAGGGCUGCCAUCGUGGACAUCUCGGCCGCAAAUUUCAGCAGUAAUAAUGUCAUUGCCUGUGACGAGUCGGCCAAGGACAUUUCAUACUUGACAAAGUUCAUCGACAUACUUGUCAAGGAUGACAGAUUCAACUGCCGACUCGAGAAGCCGCGUUCCACACAUCGCAACAACAGGGACAUGUACCACAAGUUGGGACCGAAGAGACUGAAGGUGUGGGAAUACCUGUUCCGCGAUGCGCCAGAGGGACGUCUUGACGAGAGUUAUAUAUAUAAGAAAGCCAAGGUGACGGAGGCCCUCAAACAUUAUAACGGUGCUCUGACUGACGCCUUCGAGACAUUCGUUGCUCGAUGCGAGAUAUUGAAGUUUGAUCUUCACAAAGAUCAACUGACGUUCAAGGACUAUGCAGACCUCGCCAAAUCGGGUGAAGGGUUUAACCCCGUCGACAGCAAGGAAGACUCAUCGGACUCCGAACUCAAGAUUGAAAACGACACCAAUGCAGCCGGGUGGCGUGGGCAGUCCGCUGCCAUGGAGCGCGACGACAGGGAAUAUGGACCGGGUCGAUCAGAGGGAUGCUCGAACCCGCCACCCGCGAACAGUGUUGCCUCGAUGGUGGACCGGGUUGCGUGUACGCCUAUCGAAGAUGGCGAAGAUGAUGAGAUUGAUAUUCCUGAUGAGGCAACGAAGUUGGCGCCAGGCGAUCCGAUUCCUCCCAACUUUUGUGCGGACCCAAACAAUAUGUGUUUCUUGGAUGACAAAUACGCCCGCACUAGUGAGGACAAGUGGGGCCAUGAUAUCAUUUGGCAUGACGACAUUUUUGAGCCAUGCAUCCAAGGCGGGGAGUGGAAGAUGGCGGUGAAGUAUGUGUCUGGUUGGAGACUGUUUGCCCGAUUGGGAAAGGACAGCUGGCUGAAAACGACGGAGGCCGCAAUUUAUGCCGCGUGCGGAACGAGAACCCCGGGGAGAUCGAAACCUCAAUCAAAGCAAAGGCGAAAGAAUUGUUCAAUGCCUUGCGAGUCAGUCAACCGCACCACCGAUUUGAGGACGACCGAGAGCAUGGAGGUGGACUCCCGAGAAGAUGUUGCCCUUUUGUCCGAGGCGGCCACGGGAAACACAAAGGGUGAACAAAGGGAAGAUGUCGGGACCACGUCUGGCAUGAAGGCUCCAUUGCCUGAGGUGGGGAACACGUCCACAGGCGAAAAGUCCAUCAUCACCAUCUCAGUCACCACGGUGGAUAGAUCACAAGGUGGACAUGUGUCACUCGACAAGCCGUCGGAAGCGGGCGCCACAUACGGGAGUCUCCUCGCGACAGGUGCAGAGAUGGAGUCGGAGGGAAUGUCGUUGCAUCCGCCCUCAUGCACUAGCAAAGGUGAUGCAGAUCAGAGAUGGAGUCGGAGUCCGCUGUUGGGAUGGGCGUCACGGGAAUGUCGUUGCAUCCACCCUCAUGCACUAGCAAAGGUGAUGCACACUGUACAACAACACCACAGGGAGGGGCCACAGGGGAUGACGGGAAUGGGGGGAUGCAGAGGGGUCUCAACGUUCUCGCAAUCUUGAGGACAUGACCACGGAGGACGAGGAUGAGGCAUAAGGCAAAAAGGGUGUGAUCGAUUCCACACGUGUGGAAAAUGAGGGGUGAGACAGGGAAUGAACUCGAGGGGAAUCCUCUUCGCGGGAAAUUAAGAGUUUUUAAUUGUUUGCUCAUUUGUUUUAAAUCUAGGUUUGUGGGCGGAAUUUAUUCUGAUAUACAAUUGGGUUGUUUACUCGUUUGUUUUAAAUCUAAGUGAUUGGUAUUUGGCCGUUCCAUUGUUUACAAGAUAAAUGUGCGGUGAACAG
Molecule: messenger RNA, 2716 nt
Organism: Chara braunii
Lineage: Eukaryota; Viridiplantae; Streptophyta; Charophyceae; Charales; Characeae
Source: the annotation of a GenBank genome assembly